Sorex araneus (European shrew) is the source of this 4498-nucleotide messenger RNA. RefSeq names its product caspase recruitment domain family member 6 (gene CARD6). The transcript has 3 exons. Lineage: Eukaryota; Metazoa; Chordata; Mammalia; Eulipotyphla; Soricidae. The record is from RefSeq and is a predicted model, not a curated record. Bases 1 to 3879 code for a protein of 1292 amino acids. Gene Ontology annotation, biological process: regulation of apoptotic process.
AUGGCUCCCGGGAGAGCUCCCUCAGAGUUCAUUGAAAGAGAACGAAAAAAGUUACUUGAACUUCUCCAGCUUGAUCCUGAUUCCGUCUUAGAUACCUUAGCCUCUCGCAGGCUGAUUUCUGAGGACGAGUAUGAAAUUCUGGAGAAGAUUUCAGAUCCUCUGAAGAAAACUCGCAAGCUGCUCAUUGUAGUACAGAGAAAGGGAGAGGUGAACUGUCAGCAUUUUCUCCAGUGUUUGUUUAGUACUUUUCCAGAAUUUGCGACCACUUGGAACUUAAAGCACGAAUUUUUAAAACAUGAAAAUGCAGAGCCUAAUCAAUGUUUGAAAGUCCCGAUUAAAAAAAUUCCUGAGAAUCCUGAAGUCACAGUGCCCUUCAGUGAAAAAGAAUAUGCGGAUUUGGAAACGCUUGAGUAUUUCAUGGACAAUAAAACUAGCAAUAUGGAAACUGCUUGGCUGUCAAGGGAAAAGACGAAGGAAUACAGCUCAGCAAAAAUCACAUUGCCACAUCCAGAUGAGAAUAUUAAAUACAAAGUUCCAGCCUUUAUUGAGUAUUUACAGGAUGGAAAGAGGUACGAGGAGCCAGAUGAUUCCUUAUACUUAGGAAAAGAGGAAUAUUUAAAAUCUCUUGGGUACUCUGGAGACUUAGAAACCAUUGUGGAAGGAGAGAAUUAUAACAACCCAGAGAGCGUCAUUUCUGAAGAGCAAGAAGACUCUGCAUAUUCAGAAACCUCAGGGUCUUCUGAUGAAGGACCGAAUGAGAAGUCAGAAAACAAGUCAUUGGAGGAGGAAGAGAAAAAUACAGAAGAGAGAAAGAAAGUAUUUCAAGAUAUUCUGUCACAUUUGACCAUGGACCGAAACCGAAAGCUUCUUCCAGAUAUUGUUAAACAAAUCUCCCUAGAGCGAGGAGGUAGGUGGGCACCUCAGACUCCGGGAGACUUGGUUUGGAAUUUCCUGAUAAAAGUUCAAGCACUGGAUGUGACAGCCAGAGACCCAAGUUUCAGACAGAAGAUUCUGGAUGAGGACAAAGAGGGGGAAAUGCUGAAGGAAGUAGAGAAUUUGGCUAUUCAAGAUCUACAAACCAUUGACCCCCUUGAUGUCCUUUGUGUGUCUCUGCUAUGUUCAGACUGCUCUUUGCAACGUGAAGUCAUGUCGAACAUGUAUCGGUGCAAGUUUGCUCUUCCCCUGCUACUGCCAGAUGCAGAAAAUAACAAAAGCAUCUUUAUGUUAGAUGCCCUGGGAGCCAUUAUGAAGGAGUCUUCAGAAGACUCUGUCAGAGAUUCAGAACAGUUCCUCCUGCUCACAAGGAUGCCUGUCAUCUCUUUUGUGCGCUUAGGAUAUUGUAGCUUCUCCAAGUCCAGAAUCCUCAACGCACUACUCAGCCCCACAGAACUGAAGCCACCUAAAGUCUUUCUCCAUCGGGAUUUGCCUUCUGUGAUGCUUCCCCGGAGAAUCUCUGAUGGACUGGUUGAGGUAGUGUGGUGUAUUCCUGGAAGGGAUCCUCUAAAGGAAAACCCUAGUUUUUUCCCACGUCCUGUUGCAAUAGCCAACCUUCGUGGAGAUCUGAACAGUUGGGGGACACAGUUUGGUUUCUUGAUGGAAGUUUCCUCAGCUGUUUUUAUUUUUGCUGACUGUUUAGGUGAGAAGGAAUGGAACUUACUACUGUUUUUAGAAAAUAGCAUUGAAAGAUGCUACUUUGUCCUGGGUCCCCAGGCCAGGGGGAGUGAAGAUGGCCAGAUUUCCCAGAGGAUUCUGAAGUUGAAGUCAUCACAACUACUAUUUUGGGAGGAAGAAACUGGAGAGGCAGGGAAGAACAUUGAGGGUCUUCAAGCUGCCCUCCAGGAAGUGAUGGCCUCUUCACUCAGAUGUGUAUCCCUGGAAGACAUGGCUUUGUUGGCCAGGGAAUUGGGGAUCCAGGUAGACCGAGAUUUUGACAAUGUUCCAGGGAUUCAAAUUCUUCCUACUGAAAACUUGACUGAAACAGUUCGAACUGAAGGACAACCAAAACUCAGUUCAUUGAAAACAUCAGCUGAAAAACCGGUAAAAGAACCUGAGGUUAGACAAGAGGUCAGCCCAGAUCUUCACAAUUUCCACUCAGUAGACACACCUCAUGACGAUAACGCCUCUCCUUUACCAGCUGUAAUUGGAGGGAACUGGAACAAGUUUUCUUGGAAAGACUCCUGGGUCACCGGAUCCCACUUUUGGUUAGGACAGAAGUCUAAGUGGUUCUGUCCUUCACCAUUUCAGCAUAAAAGGGACCAUAGUCGAGGUGAAAGUUUGGGGACUAAAUGCUCCCAACCACAGAGAUUUAAUUCACAUGAAAGAUUCUUAAAGUUUUUGAGAACUGCUUGGGGCCAUCACAUGAAUGGAAUACCUGGGAAGUCUCCAAGACCCAUUUCUCAGCAUGCCCAGGCCCGGACUGAGAGACCUCAGUCAAGGGAAGCUCUUUGGAGACCUGGGUCAGGGGUCUCCCAGAGAGAACAAUUCCACUCUCUGGGUACCCAGCCAAUAGGAGCAGUUGGGAAGCCACAGUCAAAGCAAGCCAGCACCCAGGGAACACAAAUAAUUAAGGGAACUAGAAAAUCCUUUACAGCAUCAUCCUUUAAUACAUAUCCUCACCUUCAGGAAGAAGCCAUACACAAUCCAGUAACACCUGCCUCUUUGCAAGAAGACAGGCCGAACGCACAGAGUGGGACUUCAGAUAAAGCUGUCCAAAUGGGGUCCCAUCCUAUGUCCAGAGGCAAUGUUGUAACUAGUUCUCAGUUAAAAUCCAGUCACCCUAAACCCUCUCAGGUCAAACACCCCCAGUCUAAUCCCUCCCAACUUCCUCCUCACCCUAAACUCUUUCAAGCAAAAUUAACUCAGCUCCAGUCCUCCCAAACGAAAUGUUCUCCACCCAGAGUCACUCUGUCAAAGUCACUGCAUGGCCCGGCCUCCGAGUCUAAGCCAUCUCAGCCCCUGUCCUUCCCAUCUGUGUCCUCUCAGCCCCAGUCCUUGCAAUCUAGGCCUCAGCCCCAGUCCUCUAAAGCUAAGAUUUCUCAGCCCCAAUCCGCUCAGUCUAAACCCUCUCAGCCCCAGACCUUCCCAUCGAACUCUUCUCAGUCCCCGUCGAAACAAUCUAAGCACUCCCAGCCCCAGUUCUUCCAAUUAAAAUCAUCUCCACCCCAGUCCCUCCAGUCUAAACCUUCUCAGCUCCAGUCUUUGCCGUCUAAAUCAGCUAAGCCCCAACCCUCCCAAUCUAAGCCCUCACAGCCCCAGGGGUUCCAAUUUAACCCUUCUCAACCCCAAUCAUCCCAAUCUAAGCCCUCUCGGCCCCAGUCCUUCCAACCAAAACCCUCUCAGCCCCAGUCCUUCCAACCAAAAACAUCUCAGCCCCAGAGUUUCCAAUUUAACCCUUCUCAACCCCAAUCAUGCCAAUCUAAGCCCUCUCAGCCCCAGUCCUUCCAACCAAAACCCUCUCAGUCCCAGUCCUUCCAGCCAAAACCCUCUCAGCCCCGAACCAUCUCUCAAUCUAAGCCUUCUCAGCUCCAGUUCUUUGCAUUUAAACCGUCCCAGCCCCACCCUUCCCAAUUCAAACCUUCUCAAAUGCAGUACACCCAAUCAACGUCUUCUCGGCCCCAGUCCUCCCAAUCUAAGAUAUCUCAGCUCCACCCCUCCCCAUAUAAACUUUCUCAGGCCUCCCAAUCUAAACCUCAGCACCAGUCCUCCCAAUAUAAGUUUUCUCAUUUCCACUCCCCCCAAUCUAAGCCUUCACACUCCUACUUCUCCCAAUGUAAGCCUUCUCCGCACAAAUCCGCUCAAGCCAAGUCAGCGUGGACCAGUCCUUCACAGGCUAAGGCACACUACCCAAGAGCUGGGCCCAAGAGAAUAGGGAAGCAUUAAAGUACUUGCUUGCCCAUGUUCCUUGCCUGGGCCAUUCUUUUCAUUUAGGAGACUGGAGAGGAGUUGCAGUACUGGAGGAGACCAUAGACAAAAAGAUAGGUAAAAGCUAAUUAGAAAUCAUUAUUAUUAUGAAAGAAUUAUGUCCCUAGCCAAGAGAGAAAGAUGUAAAGGACUGAGAAUAGAAUAAGGCAGCAAAUAAGCGAACUGAAUCUAGUCAUGAGUAUUAUGUAAUAUAUAACCUGACUCUAGUCAUAGGACAUUGGUGGACGACACCCCCUGGAAAAGAAUAAGCUUGGGUCGUCAUCCACAAAGUGAGCAUAAAAUAGGACUCACGUUGCCUCAGCAUUGGAAGAAUAUCCUAGAUCAGGUCUCCUUAAGCAUUUUCCAUGUGCAACCCCUUUUUGCUUGAGAAAUUUUUAUGCUACUCUGGGCAAAUAGGUAUAUAGAAUAAAUACAAGUCAUACAUUUGUUGAUAAUCAUAAAUGAAUUUAUUUGAAAAAUGUUUAAGCUUUUCUUGAUCCCCAACAUUUAUUACCCCAUUUGGGGUUUAAGAAACAGGGCCCUAUUUUCAAUAAAUUUUCUUGUAUGUUAGAGCUUCAAUUUGCUCAGCUUGACAAAA